CGUGCGCCGUGAACCCUGGGGGCGCUGUGCUGCCGCCUCCUGGUCCCACUUCCUCCGAGUGUCUGCUUUCGGGUUUGUGUCCCUUCCCGCCUUGCUACUGCAGCGCGUGUCAACCCCUGCCGCUCGCCAGUUGUCGGGAGGGCCGCUGUGUCGAGUGCGACCUUCCAAAGGAACUGCUUAGGAUGAAUGUGAUUUGGAGAAGAUAUAUUUGCAAUGUAAGGCUGAGGAAGGUGCUACACAGAUGUCAGAGCGGUAACCACCCUGUGGCACCCCUGGGAUCAAGGAUUUUAACUGACCCAGCCAAAGUUUUUGAACACAACAUGUGGGAUCACAUGCAGUGGUCUAAAGAAGAAGAAGCAGAUGCCAGAAAAAAAGUAGAGGAAAACUCAGCUGUGCAAGUCAUUCAGGAAGAACAAGUUAAAUAUGAAAGUGAAGCUAGUAAAUACUGGGACACAUUUUACAAGAUUCAUAAGAAUAAGUUUUUCAAGAAUCGUAAUUGGUUGUUGAGGGAAUUUCCUGAAAUUCUUCCAGUUGAAAUAAAAACUGAAGAGAAGAUGGGAGAACCAUUGAGGGAUCUCAUAGAAACUAAUGCUGCAAACUGUUUCUCAAGAAUGCCAGAAGUAAAAAACCAUGAUGAGAAAAGUUCUGGGUCAUCAGAUGGUCAAAGCAAAGGAGAGUCUGGUCGUCCCAGCCUAGACUCUGAAGAGCAUGAAAAAAGAUUACUGAAGACUGAACUGUUUCCUGGUAGCAGUGCUACUUUCAGAAUAUUAGAGGUUGGCUGUGGUGCUGGAAAUAGUGUUUUUCCAAUUUUGAACAUCUUGCAGAACACUCCAGAAUCCUUCCUUUACUGUUGUGAUUUUGCCCCUGGAGCUCUGGAACUUAUAAAGUCGCACUCGUCCUACAGAGCCGCCCAGUGUUCUGCCUUUGUUCAUGAUGUGUGUGAUGAUGGCUCACCCUACCCUUUCCCAGAAGGGAUUCUGGAUGUCGUUCUCCUUGUCUUUGUGCUCUCUUCUAUUCAACCUGACAGGAUGCAAGGUGUUGUCAACCGACUGUCUAAGUUGCUGAAGCCUGGGGGAAUGCUUCUCUUCCGGGACUAUGGAAGAUAUGAUAACACUCAGCUGCGUUUUAAAAAGGGGCAUUGUUUAUCUGAAAAUUUUUAUGUUCGAGGAGAUGGUACCCGAGCAUAUUUCUUUACAAAAGGGGAAGUCCACCGUAUGUUCUGCAAGGCUGGAUUAGAUGAAAAGCAAAAUCUGGUUGAUCAUCGCUUACAAGUUAAUAGGAAAAAACAAGUGAAAAUGCAUCGAGUGUGGGUUCAAGGAAAAUUCCAAAAACCAUUGCACUGGACUCAAAAUAGCUCCAAAUUGACAUUUUCCUCUCCUUUCUCAUGACUGAAAUAUGUACCAUAAGACAUAAAACCAGAGGACUCUGAUGUUUAACAAUUCCUGAAAACCUUUUGUUUCUCAAAAGACAAUGAGAAGAAGAGAGAAUUUGUAUAUCUUAGUGUUCUAUCUUGGUUUGUACAUGGAAAUCCACCCAUCUGCAAGUAGCUGCCUUUUUGAGAGCAAAACAUAAAGCUGUGUGAACCAUCUGGAUUGGUAAACUUCAGGUAAAGGAUGUGAGGCCCUCUGUGCAAGGCUGGAGGGCUCCAGGUGUUAGCUGUACUUCCUGGUUCACCAUGACUCAUUCUUUGCAGACUUCCUACCAAACCCCUGGGAAUGAGCCUUUGGAAGGGAAUAUAUUACCGCAGCCAGUGAAAUAGACCAAAAAACUGUCAUUCCCAGGAAAAGUACUAGAGAGAAGAAUCACAAAUG
This is a messenger RNA of Fukomys damarensis (Damara mole-rat), 1811 nucleotides long. It is a transcript of the gene Mettl8, whose product is annotated as methyltransferase like 8. The transcript has 12 exons. NCBI's taxonomy places the organism in Eukaryota, Metazoa, Chordata, Mammalia, Rodentia, Bathyergidae. The record is from RefSeq and is a predicted model, not a curated record. Gene Ontology annotation, molecular function: tRNA (cytidine-N3)-methyltransferase activity. Bases 183 to 1388 code for a protein of 401 amino acids.